AUGAUGCGGGUGUACAUUGGACAUCUUCUUUUUCCUCCCAAGAGGUCAUUUUUUUCACAAGCAUCGCGUAGUCGCGGGGACGACGAUGUUGGUAUUUUUUCGAGGGGCGACGCCAAACGCUUUAAAGGUGAGGGGUGGGCUACCGGCGUCAUGGAAAUGACAGAUGUUUCAUCGUUUCAAGUCUCUGCUGCUUCCAUCACGGAAGCCGUGCUGAAAGCAUUUGAGCCAUGGGUGGGGCAGCAUGAGAAGAUCAAUGGUAGACCACACAUUGACGUCCAUGUUCAUCCCGCCGGUAAAGGUGCUUCGUUUUGCCUGGUUCCAGGCAUUCUUGCUUUGUCACUCACAACGUCGGCGUGUACUGCUUUAGAGUGCCCGGAAAAAGUAAGGAUGGCGGAUAUGGAGGCAGCGGCAAGAUAUCCACGAAUCACCGCGGUAUCACUGGAGUCUUUUAAUGGAGAAGUUUGGGAUGAUCUGCCGGUGUAUUGGGAGGAGCGGCAGGUCAUGGUGACAAACACCCUUACAGAAACGGCGAUGACACAGGUGGCGGCGAAUUGUUGCGUUUCCCCUGCAAAGGAUGAAACGUUGCAUGGUGAAGAGACACUGAUGGAAAAGCGUAUACUUGUUGUGGGCGCGGGAGGCAUUGGCUGCGAGUUACUCAAAGUUCUUGUCUUGUAUGGCUUUCGCAAUCUGGAUGUUUUUGAUCUUGACACAAUCGAUGCCACGAAUCUGAACCGUCAAUUUUUGUUCCAAAAGGAGGACGUUGGUGCAUCCAAAGCAGAUACCGCACGCAAGGCAAUACUAAACUGGUUCACAUCGACAUCUUCAGAACGAAUGUUGCCUGUCAUUCGUGCUCAUCACGCGGACAUUAAAAGUGAAGCGUACGAUGACGCUUUCUUUUCUCAGUUUGCCCUUGUGCUGAAUGCACUCGAUAAUGUUUCGGCGCGUCAACAUGUGAAUCGCAUGUGUAUGCGCACAGACGUUCCUCUUAUAGAGAGCGGCACGAUGGGCUACAAUGGCCAGGUGCAGCCCAUUAUACGCGGCCUGUAUGAGUGCUACGACUGCCAUCCAAAGGCAGCAAACCAAAAGACCGUCGCCGUUUGUACCAUUCAUGCACGGCCCACUACCAUGGUCCACUGUGUGCACUACGCGAAGGAGUUAUAUGAGCGACUUUUUGGUGAGGGAAAGCGGGAAGAGAAGGAUGAGUUUGCCUUUGUUGAUGCAAUUAUCACCCAACAGGAGGAAGAACUGCAAAGCGAGGCGGACGCUUGCGAUGGUGAUUUAAGUAUUUGUAGCAUGGCGGCUGCUCUGGCAGGAUCUCUGUUUUACGAAAAAAUUCAAGAAUUGCUUAGUAUGAAGACUGUGUGGGCGACGCAGCCGCCUGUGCCACUUUCGAAGGAUCUCAUUCAACGAAUGGCGGAAGAAAUGUCAGUGGAUGCCACUAGAGUGAAAUCCCUUCACAUUCUACGGGAUACCUCGUUGU
Molecule: messenger RNA, 1480 nt
Organism: Trypanosoma cruzi
Lineage: Eukaryota; Euglenozoa; Kinetoplastea; Trypanosomatida; Trypanosomatidae
Product: ubiquitin-activating enzyme-like protein
Exons: 1
Biological process (GO): protein sumoylation
Cellular component (GO): SUMO activating enzyme complex; cytoplasm
Molecular function (GO): SUMO activating enzyme activity
Source: RefSeq, a predicted model, not a curated record